Mauremys mutica (yellowpond turtle) is the source of this 2275-nucleotide messenger RNA. It is a transcript of the gene RXRA, whose product is annotated as retinoid X receptor alpha. Lineage: Eukaryota; Metazoa; Chordata; Testudines; Geoemydidae. The record is from RefSeq and is a predicted model, not a curated record. Gene Ontology annotation, cellular component: nucleus; RNA polymerase II transcription regulator complex. Gene Ontology annotation, molecular function: retinoic acid-responsive element binding; zinc ion binding; nuclear steroid receptor activity. Bases 272 to 1732 code for a protein of 486 amino acids. The transcript is spliced from 11 exons. Gene Ontology annotation, biological process: retinoic acid receptor signaling pathway; positive regulation of transcription by RNA polymerase II; cell differentiation.
AACAACUCCCCCUGCCUUGGGCUUACACACGCGGGGACUGGAUUUCCUAUCCCACCCGCUCCCGUGCGGGGUGCCGCCUGCUGCUGCUGCUGCUUAUUUUUUAAAUCAAGGCAAAGCUGCAGGCUUUGAUUUUUGUUUUGUUUUUUGGCCUGCCCCUCUCGGCCCCCCCCCGGUUUUUUUUCCUCUCUUUUGCUUUGAUUUCUGCGCGCGCGUGUGUGUUUUGCCUCCACCGAUCUUCACAACUCGCUUUGGCAUGAGUUAAACAGCCGAUAUGGACACCAAACAUUUCCUGCCACUGGAUUUUUCUACUCAAGUCAAUUCCACGUCCCUGAACUCUCCGACUGGCCGGGGACCUAUGGCCGCACCUUCCCUCCAUCCAUCCAUCGGGCCAGGCAUUGGCUCCUCGCUGGGCUCUCCGGGUCAGCUCCAUUCACCCAUCAGCACUCUGAGCUCCCCCAUCAAUGGCAUGGGCCCUCCUUUCUCUGUCAUCAACUCCCCCAUGGGGCCUCACUCGAUGUCUGUCCCUUCAACCCCCAGCCUUGGAUUCGGAACCGGCAGCCCACAGCUCAAUUCUCCGAUGAACCCCAUCAGCAGCACAGAAGACAUUAAACCGCCCUUGGGGCUCAAUGGAGUUCUUAAAGUGCCAGCGCACCCCUCAGGAACCAUGGCCUCCUUCACCAAGCACAUAUGCGCCAUCUGUGGGGACAGAUCUUCAGGUAAACAUUACGGGGUGUACAGCUGCGAGGGCUGCAAAGGUUUCUUCAAGCGCACAGUGCGGAAGGACCUCACCUACACCUGCCGCGACAAUAAGGAUUGCUUGAUUGACAAGCGCCAGCGGAACCGGUGCCAGUACUGCCGGUAUCAGAAGUGUCUGGCGAUGGGCAUGAAGCGAGAAGGGAUGGAGCACCAUCCAUCCCGGCCCACAAGACUUCUGGGAAGCCAAGAAGAACAAGCUGUGCAAGAGGAGAGGCAGCGAGGGAAGGACCGAAACGAGAACGAGGUGGAGUCGACAAGUAGCGCCAAUGAGGACAUGCCCGUGGAGAAGAUCCUGGAAGCCGAACUCGCAGUGGAGCCAAAGACCGAGACGUACAUUGAGGCAAAUAUGGGCUUGACUCCUAGCUCGCCCAAUGACCCGGUAACCAACAUAUGCCAAGCGGCAGAUAAACAGCUCUUCACCUUGGUGGAAUGGGCAAAGAGAAUUCCCCAUUUUUCAGAACUGCCGUUGGAUGACCAGGUCAUCUUACUCAGAGCAGGCUGGAAUGAGCUCCUAAUCGCCUCCUUCUCCCACCGUUCCAUAGCUGUGAAAGAUGGGAUCCUCCUGGCCACCGGCCUCCAUGUGCAUCGGAACAGCGCUCACAGCGCAGGAGUCGGCGCCAUCUUUGAUAGAGUACUGACAGAACUCGUGUCAAAAAUGCGAGACAUGCAGAUGGACAAGACGGAGCUGGGCUGCCUGCGAGCCAUUGUCCUCUUCAACCCUGACUCGAAAGGACUCUCCAACCCCGCCGAGGUGGAGGCUUUGCGUGAGAAGGUGUACGCGUCCCUAGAGGCAUACUGCAAACACAAAUACCCCGACCAGCCUGGAAGGUUUGCAAAACUCUUGCUUCGCCUCCCUGCCCUCCGAUCCAUUGGCCUGAAAUGCCUGGAGCACCUGUUCUUCUUCAAGCUAAUAGGAGACACGCCCAUCGACACCUUCUUGAUGGAGAUGCUGGAAGCACCCCACCAAAUGACUUAGAGAAUCCUGGCUGGGUCAGUCCCUUCACCCAGCAGGGGCCUCAGUCGCCUCCUCCCACCUCCACUCUUCCUCCUCCCUCUCCCCGGUGCCGGAGACCCUGUCCGAUCUUCUCCGUCUGACCCAGGGUGACACCCCGCCGCCCCUUGCCUCCUCGUCACGCUGACCUCUGCUCAUUUUGUCACCGUGGCGUCGAAGGAGCUGACGAUUGUUUUACUGUUUUAGAUGUAGAGAAGUGGGACGUAGCGUUUCAAAAGCAAACAACCCCCCUGCUCCGCCUCCUGGCAUACCUGAGUUUGAAGCCCACCUGAAGGCCAGGCUUCUCGGCUCCCUGCCUGCCCCUGCCGUAGUUGGGUUUGGAUUUCUGCAUGCGGCCGAGAUGGUUAGUUGGAGGCACGCGUCGGGGUUGAUCCCACCCAUAGGAACCCUGAGCAGCUGGGGUUUGGAUGGGUUGGGGGAGUGGUUUAAUCCUGCUUACCCACAGCUGGAUAUUUUCAGAGGAUGGAGUUUUUGAAAGAGGAAAGAAUAUAUAUUUUUGGUUUCUAA